AGCAGUUGUCUCGACGCGGGUACCUGUCGGAUUGGGAGUUCGUCGAGUGCCUUCGACUGCGCGAGGCGCUCAAGCACCCGGAGUACAAAAAGAUUCCCGGACUCGCCAUUUCACCACCACUUCCCGGAGCGCCCGCACCUAUAAAUCUCCCUCAGCCCGGACCUCUCUGUUUCCCAACGCCAGUUGCUCGACCGCCCUCCCCACCUCCAUAUCAAGCGCGCGACAUCAUCGAUCUUCAACACCCGAUAGGCUUCCGCGGCAGGUACGGACAUCCUGACUUCCCGCUGCGGGAGAAAGGUCGGCAAGUGCAGCUCUGGCCUGCGGAUCCGGCCGUUAAGUUUGACAAGAGCUUUGAGGAAGCGGAGGCUGAUAGGCAUCGAUGGAGGUAUGUUGAGUUUGACUUCUACUAUGUGGAUAGGCGAGUUUGCUAACGGAUGGUUUGUAGUGCUGAGGGCAAAUAUCCCAACGUGUGUAUGUUUGGUUGCUGGCCGCCCCACUUCGUCGCACAGAACAGUAUUCAAGACUACCAACUGCGAUCUCUACUGCCGGAAGGCUACAAGCACGAGAACAUGGACGCUCCUCCGCCGACCGUGCCUUCUGCGGGCAGCCCGGUUGUUACCCCGCAUUCUACGCGCGAAAACACUCCCGCUGCUGGCCAUGACGAUACCACGCACGUGGACGCUUCUGAAGCUACUGGAGCUGAAACCGUUCCGGACACCAAGUCGCAGACAUCGUCUAGCGAUUCUAAGUCAACACCUAAGCCAGAAGAGUCAGCGGAGAAAGAUCCCAAGUUGUCUUCCGGCUCUACUCAAGGCCCAUCGGAAAAGCCGGAAACGGAGCAGGCUUCAGAGAAGAAGGCAAAUGUGGUAACUAGCACCCAGCAUGCGGCUCCAGAGAGCGGUGCUUCUAUCUCUGGGGAUGCUAAACCCGCCAAGCCUGACGAUGCAUCUCUCUCUCCACCCUCUGGCGGUAUCGGCCUCGCUUUACCCACACGGACUGUUGCACCAAACCGCACAGAUUCCUCCCUAAAUCUCGAGGCGUACAUCCUCCGUCCGCUCUGCGAGGAUAUCCACCAAGCAAUCAAGUUGACGUACAAGAUCGAGCAACUCCGCCUAGAUGACGAAGAGAUCCAGGCGCAUAUGCGGAAGCUUGGGCUCGACCACUCAGUCCUUGACACUCUGGGUGAGCUGCAUUCCGAACAACUGCGAUUGAUUCAGAUUCAUGCCAAGGACCGCCACGGUUACAUUAUGGCGGUUCAGCAUGGGCGGCCGGUCGAUUUAGUGACUAAGAUGGGAACUUUCCAAGUAAAACCGGUCAUUUUCGUGUUGAAGGCGGCUCGUCCACCCGAGAAUGAAUCAGGUCCCGAGACAACUAAUACACAAGCGAACGCGGUACAUCCACCUCUCUUCGGCAAUCCGCUACCGGCUCCAUCUGCGUUUUGUGGGUUUGGCAGCGGGCCUCUUUCAAUGAACAACAACACUAGUCUGACUGCUGAGGACUACCGCCAACAGCUGGAGUUCAGGGGUGAACCGUGCACUCAUAUCGAACCAGAUGGCCGUGUUCCCCAAGGCCUCCAACACUUCCAGAGCAUCAAACCUUACUUUCGCAAAGAUAUAUCAUUCGAAGAAGUUCGUAAGGCAGACAUGGAAGCUGGACGAACUGGUCUCACGAACUCCAACGGCUUUGCUGGAUAUCCCUGGGACAAAUCAACGCCGAGCACCCUGGGUGGAGGGGGCCUCUUUGGAACCAAGCCCUCGGCGACCACCGAGGGCGGGUACAAGGAGUAUGUCGACCUCUCGCGAAACAAGCAGCUCACCGGUGGGCUGUUCGGAACACCAUCCUCGUCCCGUGAUCCCUUAAAUCUCUUCGGCCAGCGACCUGGCGGAGGAUUAUUCGGAAAUUCGUCUAGCUCGGCCGGGUUCGGGCAAAGCAAUACGUCCGGAGGCCUCUUCGGUGGAUUGACUCAGCGGGUCAAUCCAGGCGGAGGCUUAUUUGGCUCGAGCAGCAAUACCGGAGGAGGCUUAUUCGGCAACUUGGGUCAACAUACUUCAACCGCGGGCACAAGUCUCUCCGGGGUCGCCCCUGCCUCUUCCUCCGGCGGUGGCCUAUUUGGAAGCUCCAAUGCUCAGAACAAUCGGCCAACUUCUGGCUUAUUCGGUGAUCCACAGCCUGCGCCCUCCUCCGGACCCUUCGGGCGAGCACCAUCCGCACCAUCUACGGGCCUGUUUGGUAGUGCUCCAGCUGCUUCCCCGGCGCCCUCUACAGGUCUAUUUGGCAAUACACAAACUGCGCAAACUUCCGGCCUCUUCGGAAAUGCUCACUCAGCACCCUCUUCUGGUCUCUUUGGCAGUACCCAAGCCGCUCCAUCUGGACCGCAUAUUACAGGCGCAUUCGGUAGCACUCCACCCGCACACCCCUCAGGCUUGUCUGGAACUGCUCCUGCUCCUUAUGUGCGGGGCUCAGCUAGAGGCGGGCUGUUCGCUGGCCUCUGUCCGACGGAUAACACCCCAUCACCUGGGUUGUUCGGAUCAGCACGUCCCAACGAUCAACCGAAGCCUUCUUUGUUCGGAAAUCCGUCCUCGCAACCGAAAGUCACACCUGGUGGUCUCUUCCCAAGCUCGGCGCCUCAGGGUCGUGCAUCGCCAUUCGGGGCACCGUCUACAAGCCUAUCAGCUACGGACUUGUUUGGUAAACCCGUGACGCAUUCCAGCAAUGCUCCAAGCAAUGUUGGCUAUUGCGGACUCUCCAACAGCGCGCCGAGGACCAACGCUUUCGACAGCUCUAGUGCAAGCGGCUUCGGCACACAGUCCAGCAGCGCAUCGAACCCCAAUCCCUUCGCACCGACUCCAAGUUCUCUAGGCACCGGCCUCUUCAACAUCGCACCACCCCCGUCCACAAACCCAUCAUUUGCCAACUCCUUUGCCGCGCCACCUCCUACAGCUCCCGGCCCCAACCCCUUCACCGCCGCGCCCAAACCAUCGACGACCCCGUCCCAAGCCUCCGGUACCACUGCCCCCGAGCCCACCACCACAGGCGACAACGCCUCCUCCACCUUAGCCAAUCGCAAAACCUGCACAGUCUGCUGCACACACCUCAUUUUUCACACCGCGGCCGAACAAGCCAGCAAGAUAUGCGACAAUUGCGCCGACAAAGCAUCCACAACUCCCUGCAUCUACUGCCAGUUCGCAAAUCUCUCCACUAUCGGACCCGCGACGGAGGUACCUACCGACCAAGUCACCAACCACUAUGCCAAAAAUGGGAAGCACGUAGUCUGCGACACAUGCCGCAAGGAUAUCUGUCUGCACCGAGAGGCUGAGCAGCAGGCGCGACGGUGCGAUGCCUGCGCUAGGGUCGAGGAGACGGAGUGCGAUCAUUGCAAGCUCGCCAUCUUGAAUAAAACGAUUGGGAAGGGGGCACGGAAGGUGCCUGCAUCAUCAUCUUUUGCAACAUCUGGUACUCCCGCGAAGACGACUGACGAGGACGCUGGAGCGGCGGCGGAGCUGAAGAGCGGUGCUGAGGCUUCGAAGGAGGAUCAUGCUAAGGAAGAGACGAGGGAAGCUGGGGAGGCGAAAUCUGUGGAAGCAGGUAACAAGCACGCUCGCGUUGAAGAUGAGGAUGACGAGGACUCUGUCGAUGUCUGAAGGACACGCGGUGCUUGGCGCACUUUAGUGCUGGUUGGUAGCCCGACGGGGUAUUUAAGGCGCUCGGGGUUAUGAUUUGCCAUGGACAAAUUGCAUGAGAGGCAUGACAGGCGUUCAAUUGGCUUGAGAUGGACAUACCAGGGAUAGGGAAAAAAUGCACUGUAUCUGAGGAUAUAAAGCUUGAUCAGGCGAAUUUGAACCAUAUAAGAAUCACAACA
Trematosphaeria pertusa is the source of this 3859-nucleotide messenger RNA. RefSeq lists its product as uncharacterized. Bases 435 to 3641 code for a protein of 1068 amino acids. NCBI's taxonomy places the organism in Eukaryota, Fungi, Ascomycota, Dothideomycetes, Pleosporales, Trematosphaeriaceae. The record is from RefSeq and is a predicted model, not a curated record. The transcript is spliced from 2 exons.